Schizosaccharomyces cryophilus OY26 is the source of this 2403-nucleotide messenger RNA. Its product is annotated as translation initiation factor eIF2A. The record is from RefSeq and is a predicted model, not a curated record. Gene Ontology annotation, molecular function: tRNA binding; mRNA binding; protein binding. Gene Ontology annotation, cellular component: cytosolic small ribosomal subunit. The transcript is spliced from 2 exons. Gene Ontology annotation, biological process: translational initiation. NCBI's taxonomy places the organism in Eukaryota, Fungi, Ascomycota, Schizosaccharomycetes, Schizosaccharomycetales, Schizosaccharomycetaceae. The coding region runs from base 56 to 1783 and encodes 575 amino acids.
UACAACUUCUUUUAAUUUUAUUAGGAGAUAUUCCUUUCAAAAAACAUCUUCCAAGAUGUCCCAAAAAAACCAAUUUGCUUAUCGGUCUUCUAAGACCAUUGGACUCGUGAAUACCAACGAAAACUAUACUAAGCCAGCAGAAUUCGAGGAAGCUAAUGAGCCGGCUCGUGUUUCUUGCUACAGUCCUAAUGGAAAAUUUUUCGCUUACGCUAGUGGAAGUGUUGUUGUUAUUGUUGACGCUGAAUCGGGAAAGACAUUGAGAGUUUUACCAGCAGGAAACAUAUAUGAACUUGGAUUUUCUCCUCUAGGAAACUUCUUAGGUACAUGGGAGCGUCCCGGUAAAGAAGCUGAUGGAAAUCCCAAGCAGAAUAUGAAGGUUUGGAACACUAACACUGGUGACUUGAUCUUCAGCUUUGUUCAACGUAAUCAGACUGGUUGGAACUUGCAAUACACUGUCGAUGAAAAGCUCGCAGCUCGUUUAGUAACCAAUGAAAUUCAUUUCUAUGAGACGGCCAAUUUGGGAAAGCCUCCUGUUUUCAAACUACGAGUUGAAGGAUUGAGUGACUUUGCCUUAUCUCCUGGCCGGAAUCACGUCGUUGCUGUAUUUGUUCCAGAAAGAAAAGGGGCUCCAGCUUCCGUGCGUACGUACAGCAUUCCUAACUUUACUAGACCUCUUUCCCAAAAGACAUUCUUCAAGGCGGACAAGGUACAAUUCAAAUGGAAUGCUUUGGGUACUUCCCUAUUGGUUUUGACACAGACGGAUGUUGAUAAAUCAAACAAAAACUACUACGGUGAAACAAACCUGUACCUGUUGGGAAUUACUGGUCAAUUUGACUGCCGUGUUGAUUUGGAUCGCGAAGGUCCUAUUCACGAUGUUGCUUGGAACUCAAACUCCAAGGAGUUCGGUAUUGUUUAUGGGUACAUGCCUGCGAAAACUUCGAUUUUUGACAGCCGUGCUAACGUUAUCCACAACUUUCCCCUUGCUCCUCGAAAUACCCUUUUAUUUUCGCCAAAUUCAAGGUAUAUCAUGUUGGCCGGUUUUGGAAAUCUCCAGGGAAGCAUUGAUGUUUUCGACCGCCUCAACCAUAUGAAGAAAAUUGCGACCGUCGAAGCCUCUAAUUGUACUUUCUGCGAAUUUAGCCCCGACAGUCAAUUCCUGUUGACGGCUGUCACUUCUCCUAGACUUCGAGUUGACAAUAGCAUUAAAAUUUGGCACAUUACAGGAGCACCCAUGUUCUAUGAGGAGUCUGUAGAACUUUAUCAGGCAUUUUGGCGGCCUAGUCUUUUGAACGUUGCUUUGAUGGAGGAGGAUUCCCAGAGUUUCUCUAGCUUACCUUCUGCUCCGAAGGCUCACGAGUCUGCUAGCAAGUUGGCUGCCAAACCUACCGUUAAGCCUACCGGUGCUUAUCGCCCUCCAGGUGCUAGAGGUCAAGCUUCUACAUUCUCUUAUCGACGUGAGGAGCUCGACGUUUUGAGCAGCAACAGUACUUCCAAAUCUCAAGCCACUCCUCGUCAGCGUGUCGUACCUGGUGCCGCUCCAGUCGUUGAUAAAAAUAACAAAAAGAACAAAACUAAUGGUCAAAAAGUUGCUCCCGAACCUCCUACUGAAGUGAGCGAUGAAAAGAAAAUCCGUUCUCUCUGCAAAAAGUUGCGUGCUAUCGAUGAUCUUAAAGCACGCCUGGAAAAGAAUGAAAAGCUGGAGGCUACUCAGGUUAAGAAAGUAGAGUCUGAAGGAAAGGUCUUGGAAGAACUGAAGGCACUUGGUUGGAAUUCUAAUGCUUAAAGGGGUUGAAAACACUUUUGUUUUAAGCAAUGUAGAUCUUAAGUUUUUACCUUCUCAAAGAAUUAGCUUUUUCUUGUCUUUCUUUUCGUUGUUAAAAAGUCAAAGUAAAAAAUAAAAGAUAUAGACGACGAACCACUUGGUAUUGAGGUCUAUUCGGACGGAUAUGGGUUGGAUUCCUUGCACGACCCUGUUAUAAUGUAUGUUUACCCAAGUACCAACCUACGCUAUAACUGUGAUCACCUCGUUAGUUUUUUUCUAAUGAUUUUUUAUUACUUGCUCUCUUAAAAUCUUUUUUGGUUUCCACCUGAUUUACGCUCAAAUGUUAUGAUAUUUUAGCGUUUACUAAAAGAAAAUUGGAGCUGGCUUUCACUUUUUUCAGAGGAAGCUUUGAAACUUCUCUUUCCAUGAUGUUUUUUUAUUGUUUUCGUUUCUUGUCUCCGUUUCCUGUUUUAAAUGCAACUGUCCUUUAGCUUGAAGGCCGCUGAACUGGAAACCACUGACGAAACUAACUAAUACCGAUUAGCCAUAACAAAAAUAGGAAUAAGCAAAGGAUACCUCCUUUAUCAUCAUUUAAAACUUCAGUUGUAGUACAAACUUUUAAUAAUUCAUUUCUGUCUAUA